Fusarium sp. VM40 is the source of this 5046-nucleotide messenger RNA. Lineage: Eukaryota; Fungi; Ascomycota; Sordariomycetes; Hypocreales; Nectriaceae. The record is from the annotation of a GenBank genome assembly.
AUGGGGUUUGCGCGGUGUGAUGGGCCUAUAUGGGGGAUUGAUGACUUCAGCGUCUGCUUCCGGCAAGACUAUCUGCAGAUUCUCCUCCCUCUGAUCGCCCUCGUAUUUUCCGUCGCAUUUUUUGCUUUGUCCACCAUUUUACGCCUUUGGAGCUCCUGGUCCAAAUCCAAAGCCAGGUAUCAACAGCUUUCCGCCGAGGACCGCCGCCAUAGCCACACCGAUCUACCUCCGGAAGAGGUUGACGAUUCUGAUGACGAUGACGCCCUCGAGAUCAACGGAGGUCGCCUGGCCCUUGUCAAAACUACCACCCGUGGUUCUAUAGUCCAAUCCGACACCCCAACUGGACAAUUGGUGUCGCAAAUCAUUGAAGAAUUUGCUGUCGCCGGUCUCAUUGCUGUAAAUGUUAUCCAGCUCUCCACUGGUAGCAAAGGACGUCAUAGUCAUGCUGCUGCGAUUACCGGUCUUGUUGUUUGGGUUUACGUGUUUGUCCUUUCGACUUUGCGACUCGUUCUUGGUGUCAUGCAAUGGCGAGGCCCGCAUCUUUGGAACCACACUGCUUUCCUUUACAGCUUCAACUGGGUUAUCUCGAUCUUCCUCUUCCGUUCUGCUUUCCUCCAAGAGGGCAUCAGUCGCAUCGACCAGAUUACAACAUUUGUGGAGUUUGGGCUUAUCACCCUCCUCUUUGGAAUGGCAAUGACCACUAGGAAGGGCAACAAGACAGUUCGCCUGGAAUGGGAGGAUGGCAUUGAACCGUCGCGCGAGCCGCUAGCCAGUCUGUUCUCUCUCGCCGUGUUUGGCUGGGUUGAUGCGAUCGUCUGGAAGGGCUGGAAGGCCCCAAUGGAGAUGGAGACUGUCUGGAACUUGCUACCCAAGGACAAGGCCGCUGCUGUCAUUGCCGACUACCGUCAGAUGAAGCGAACCGGAUCUCUUGCCAUGCAUCUACUCAAGUACUUCAGGAGGGAUCUGCUCAUUCAAUGCGCUCUCGCUGUCCUUGCUGGUCUAUUCACGUUUGCGCCUACCCUUCUUCUCAAGGUUAUUCUUGAGUUCGUCGAAAACUACGGUACCAGGUCGGAUGAAAACAGACCGAUUAAUGUCCUCUGGCUUUAUGUCAUUGGCCUACCGGUAGUCGACCUUAUACGUUCAUAUGCCGACAAUCAAGCUCUCUGGAUUGGUCGAAAGAUCUGUAUCCGAGUCCGAGCCCUCAUUAUUGGUGAUAUUUAUGCCAAGGCUCUUCGUCGCAAGGCUGCUGCAGGCAAGGACAAAGUGUUGCUUGAAGACAAGGCCAAGCCCGCAAAAGAUGGCGAGGCACAGGAUGGAUUUAUGGACAAGAUCAAGCGGGCACUGAGCAUGAAGAAGGAUGAUAAGAAGGCCUCGCCCAAUGACGCCGAAUCUGCUAGUGAACCCAUCAAGGACGACAAGGACGAUUCUGGUGACGAGCAAGCCAAUCUGGGAACCAUCAUCAACCUCAUGUCCAUCGACAGUUUCAAAAUUUCCGAAGUCACCGCCUAUCUGCACUUUCUGUGUGCCUCUGCGCCCACACAGCUAAUUGUAGCCAUCAUUCUGCUCUGGCAGGUCAUGGGGUAUAGUGCUAUCCCUGGAAUUGUCGUCAUGAUCUUUCUCUUGCCAAUCAACUACGGUCUUGCUCGCGGUUUCACCAUCACUUCUAAGAGAAUUCUUGCAGCAACCGACAAGCGUACUAAUGUUACCAACGAGGUCUUGCAAAACAUUCGCAUCAUCAAGUACUUUGCUUGGGAGCAACGCUUUGGCCGCAUUAUUGAUGAGAAGCGCCAGGCUGAGCUCAAGGCCCUGCGCUCGCGAUUCAUGGUUUGGGCAUUGGCUGUGGCUAUCUGGAACUCUGUCCCCGUUCUUAUCACGUUCUUUUCGUUCCUUGUCUACACAUACAUUGAGCAGAAGCCUUUGAAGCCAUCCAUUGCCUUCACAGCCAUCUCCCUCUUUAUGCUCCUUCGUGUUCCACUGGACCAGUUCGGUGACAUGUUCGCGCACGUCCAAGAAACCAAGGUUUCUAUUGACCGUGUUGAGGAGUUCCUCAUGGAAGAAGAGACUGACAAGUAUGUUCAGCUUGGCUUGGAUAACGUGGACGGUGACGGUGUCAGGCGAAUCGGCUUCCAGAAAGCUACUCUUACUUGGGGCAGCAAGGAUAUCGUUGCCGAUGCUAGUUCUCGUGCUUUCCGACUGAUGGACCUGGACAUCGACUUCAAGAUCGGCAAAUUAAACAUUAUUGCAGGACCUACAGGCUCUGGAAAGACAUCCAUGUUGAUGGGUCUUCUCGGUGAGAUGACUCUGCUUGAAGGAGGCGUCUAUUGUCCUGGUGGUCGUAGCCGAGAAGAUGUGCACCCCGAUCCUGAGACAGGUCUUGCUAACACGAUUGCAUACGUCGCACAAUCCGCGUGGUUGGUCAAUGCGGACAUUCGCCAGAACAUUCUCUUCUCCUCACCAUUUGACGAACAACGAUAUCGCAAUGUCAUUGUGGCUUGUGCCCUCGAGCGCGAUCUUCAGAUCCUGGAUAAUGGCGACGAAACCCUCGUCGGUGAAAAGGGUAUUACACUCUCUGGUGGCCAGAAGCAACGCAUUUCUCUUGCCCGUGCACUGUAUUCCAACUCGGCUCAUCUACUUCUUGACGACUGCUUGAGUGCUGUUGAUUCGCAUACUGCUCAAUGGAUUUUCAGCAACUGUAUUCGAGGACCUCUCAUGAGAAACCGCACUUGUGUUCUUGUCACACACAACACGACACUUUGCGUUCCUUCUUCAGAUUAUGUGGUUUUGCUGGAUAAUGGUCGAGUUGAAAUCCAAGGACCUUCAACAGAGGUGAUUGCUUCUGGAAAGCUCGGCGAGGAGAUCCAGAAAAUUCAUCCCGGCUCUGCCAACCCUUCUCGCAUUCCCUCUCGUGUUCCUUCAAGCGUCGGCGAUGAUGAAACUACUGUUAACGGCCAAGGUGAUGCCCUCGAUGGUGUGGAUAGCUCCAAGAAAGAUAACCAGGCCAAACCGAAGAAGGAUGCUAUGGAAGAGACCAAGGCCACUGGAUCAGUCAAGUGGCCAGUUCUCAAGAUUUAUCUUCGGUCCAUGGGACCUUGGUGGUUCUGGGUUGUUGCACUCUUUGUUUUUGUUGCCCAGCAGGUUUCCGGCUUGGCCACCAACCUAUGGGUUCGAGAAUGGGCAAACCAAUACGUUGAACAAGGAGGUCCUAUCGGUAUGGAGGUCAAGUCGAACGCUUACUCUACCACACAAUUCUCAACAGUCAGCUUUGCCAACGCUGUUCGAUUGGGCUCUACAGAUGAUGACCCUGAGCCUCUCAACGGAGCUGUUUUUAUGCAAAACGGAAACCACGGCGUCAAUGCUAUGUAUUAUCUAACCGUCCUCGCUGCCAUCGGAAUUGCAGGUGCCCUUGCAGCUCUGUUUAGAGAUCUGUGGGUCUUCUUGGGUUCGUUGACGGCUUCGAAGCAAAUUCACGAUCGACUUAUAGCAUCUGUGACACGAGCCAAGUUCAAGUUCUUCGAUGUUACGCCGCUCGGUCAGUUGAUGAACCGUUUCAGCAAGGAUUUGGAGGCUGUUGAUCAGGAGAUUGCGCCCGUCGCGAUUGGUGUGAUUAGCUGUGGCAUUUCUCUUUUGAUGACUGUUGGCCUCAUUACAUACAUCACUCCCAAGUUCCUCUACGCCGCCGCUGGUAUUUCUGUUCUGUUCUACCUCAUCGCUGCCUUUUACCUGCGUGCCUCGCGCGACCUGAAGCGUCUUGAAGCAGUCCAGCGCAGUCCCUUGUUCCAGCAAUUCGGUGAAACCUUGAGCGGCAUGACGACCAUUCGAGCCUACGGCGACGAGCGACGGUUCAUCCGGGACAACCUGGAGAAGAUUAACACCCAGAGUCGACCCUUCAUCUACCUGUGGGCCUGCAAUAGAUGGUUGGCGUUCAGGGCUGAUCUUGUGGGAGACCUCGUGGCUUUCUUCGCUGGCAUGUUCCUCAUUCUCAACCUCGGUAAGACUGAUGCGGGUGCGGCGGGUAUUUCUCUGAGUUACGCGUUGAGCUUCACCGAGAGUGUGUUGUGGCUUGUACGACUUUACGCAAUCAACGAACAGAACAUGAACUCGAUGGAACGUAUCAAGGAGUAUCUGGAUGUCGAGCAGGAAGCGGAUGCCGUCAUCGAGGACAGCCGACCACCAGCAAACUGGCCUCAGAAGGGAUCGGUUGAGUUUGUGAACUACACAACAAGCUAUCGCAAGGAACUUAACCCCGUCUUGGAGAACAUCACACUCAAGAUUGAGUCGCAAGAGAAGGUUGGCAUUGUGGGAAGAACAGGUGCAGGCAAGAGUUCGCUGGCUCUGGCAAUCUUCCGGGCGCUUGAGGCAGACAAGGGCAAGAUUCUCAUUGAUGGGUUAGAGAUUGGCACCAUUGGUCUUCAGGAUCUGCGAGAGAACAUCACCAUUGUGCCUCAAGAUCCCACACUAUUCCACGGCACAAUUCGAAGCAACCUGGAUCCAUUCGAUCAAUACACAGAUGAGCAGAUUUUUGGGGCACUUCGAAGGGUGCAACUCAUCGGCCCCGAUGAACCUUCAACAUCACCACCUACGCCCAUGCAAACCCCCGGUUCACCUAACUCGCCGACCGCAAUGACCAACAAGAAUAUCUUCCUGAACCUCCAGUCGACUGUAGCAGCUUCGGGCACAAAUCUGUCUCAAGGACAGCGUCAACUCUUGUGUCUAGGCCGAGCUAUGCUCAAGGCACCCACGGUGUUGGUCAUGGACGAGGCUACCGCAUCCAUCGACUACGCCACCGACUCAAAGAUCCAGGAGACUAUUCGAGAACUUACUGGUACCGUCAUCACAAUUGCCCAUCGAUUGGCUACCAUUGUGGAUUACGACAAGGUGCUGGUCCUUGAUAAGGGCCAGGUGGUGGAGUAUGCUCACCCGUGGGAACUCAUCAACAAGAAAGAGGGCACAUUUCGCAGCAUGUGUGACAUGUCGGGCGAACUGGAUGUGCUCCUCAAAGCAGCUAAGAAGAAGUGGGAUUCUGGACGUCUAGUAGAUGACUCAUAG